Messenger RNA from Gigantopelta aegis, 3827 nucleotides. RefSeq names its product lysophosphatidylcholine acyltransferase 2-like. The transcript has 13 exons. Bases 112 to 1611 code for a protein of 499 amino acids. The record is from RefSeq and is a predicted model, not a curated record. NCBI's taxonomy places the organism in Eukaryota, Metazoa, Mollusca, Gastropoda, Neomphalida, Peltospiridae. Gene Ontology annotation, molecular function: calcium ion binding.
UAGGAAGUUUGAUGGGCAGCGAUUUUUGUUCUUUUAUUAGACAUGCAUGAUAGAUAAUUUUUAAUAUAUAAAUACUAACAAACAUUCCAGAACAUACUAAAAACUAAAACGAUGAAAAGAAAUUUUAAUGUUCCGCGUCAGACAUCUUUUAUCAAGCCAGAGGUGCAAAAUCCAUUUUCCCACAGGUUAAAUCUGAGCAUUGUUGAUAAAAUUAAGAUUGCCAUAAUGUCUGUGACGAUUGCACCAAUUCGGAUGAUUUUGGCAGGCCUGUGUCUACUGCUAGCAUGGCCUUUAGCUGCAAUCAGUGUGGCAUUCCUUUCAAAAGAAGACAAACAGAAGCCACUUUCAGGUUGGAGAAAGUCUCUGACACGUGGGCUGCUGUUUAUGGGCAGGUGCCUAAGAUUUCUGUGUGGCUUUCACAAAGUCCGAAUAAUAGGACAAAUGGCCCCUGCUUCAGAAGCCCCUGUACUGUGUGUGGCACCACAUUCCAGCUUUUUUGAUGGCUUCAUUAUGUUCGUUGGUGAUGCGCUUAUGUCGGGACUCAGCAAGAUAGAAAUCACAUCGAUACCCUUUUUGGGAACUUUUAUUGAGUUCACUCAGCCAGUUUUAGUAAGGCGAGAGGAUCCCGACUCUCGUGCUAACACAAUUCGCGAGAUUCGCCGGAGGUGCCAGUCUGGAGGAUUGUGGCCUCAAAUCUUCAUCUUCCCCGAAGGCACGUGCACCAACAGGUCUUGUCUCAUAACCUAUAAACCAGGUGCUUUUUAUCCUGGUGUGCCUGUACAGCCUGUGUGUUUACGCUACCCAAACAGAAUGGACACAGUGACCUGGACCUGGGAUGGACCUUCAGCGUUUACCUUGCUAUGGCUGACACUGUGCCAGUUUCAUAAUUAUUUGGAAAUAGAGUUUUUACCAGUUUAUGUUCCUAAUGAAGAGGAAAAGAAAGAUGCAAAGUUGUUUGCAAAUAAUGUUCGAGAUGUAAUGGCAAAAUGUUUAGGGUGUCCCGUUACUGAUCACACUUACGAUGAUUGUCGCCUCAUGGUGCUUGCAUCAAAACUUGAAAUGCCCAUGGAAGCAGGAAUUGUUGAGUUUAUGAAGCUUCAUAAAAAGCUUGGAAUCAGCUACGAUCAGCUGAACAAGUACCUAGAGAAGUUCCAUUCAAUAGCUGAAAGGAAAAGCAAAUCUAUCACAAUAAAUGAAUUUGCGGAAUACCUGCAUGUGCCUCAGUCUAGUGCCUUGGAGGAAGUGUUUGCAAUGUAUGACAGGGAUGGUUCUGGUUCCAUAGACUUCCGUGAAUACGUCAUUGGUCUUUCACUUGUCUCCAAUCCAGCCAACACAGAGAACACUCUUAAGAUGGCCUUCAAGCUUUUUCAAAAGGAGAAUGACUACAUUAGUGAAGAAGAUUUUAACACUGUGUUACACAAUGCUUUCAAGAUGGAGACUGAAGAGAUCCACAAGUUGUUUGAAAAGGUGGAUUCUAACCAUGAUGGCGAGAUCUCAUAUGAUGAAUUCAAGAACUAUGCUACAAAGAAACCAGAGUAUGCAAAAUUGUUUACCACUUUUCAAGACCAGACUGUGGAGAAUGGACAGCCGGACAAAACUAAAAGCGAGUGAUCUUACCUACCGUCCAUUGAUGUUUUCUCAACACAGAACUCACAUUGAUGUUUUCUCAACACAACUCACAUUGAUGUUUUCUCAACACCAAACCCACAUUGAUGUUUUCUCAACACAGAACCCACAUUGAUGUUUUCUCAACCACAACAUUCACAUUGAUGUUUUUUCAACACAACAUUCACAUUGAUGUUUUCUCAACCACAACAUUCACAUUGAUGUUUUUUCAACACAGAACUCACAUUGAUGUUUUCUCAACCACAACAUUCACAUUGAUGUUUUCUCAACACAGAACCCACAUUGAUGUUUUCUCAACACAGAACCCAUGUUGAUGUUUUCUCAACAAAAAACCCACAUUGAUGUUUUCUUAACACAGAACCCACAUUGAUGUUUUCUCAACACUGGACCCACAUUGAUGUUUUCUCAACACAGAACCCACGUUGAUGUUUUUUCAACACAGAACUCGCAUUGAUGUUUUCUCAACACAGAACUCACAUUGAUGUUUUCUCAACACAGAACUCACAUUGAUGUUUUUUCAACACAGAACUCGCAUUGAUGUUUUUUCAACACAGAACUCGCAUUGAUGUUUUCUCAACACAGAACUCACAUUGAUGUUUUCUUAAAUCACAUUAUUACUAACCAAAGUGCCAUCAGUGACAUUUCUCUUUGUUUUCUGUUUAUUGCACACACUUUUGUGGUGAAUGUAAUUCUGUUGUUAUAUUGGUGAGCAUUUGAUAGACGGUUUGCUUUUGCUAAAAUCAUUUUUAAAACCACUUUGAUAUUAUUGCACUGCAUGUCAUUUUAGUUGUUUAUUUUAUUUUAAUGUGUCGCUUGGGUUUUUUUUAUUUAAAAGAUGUAUUACAUUUGUGGAUACAUUUUUAUAGAUACAUUUUUAUUAUUAUUAUUAUUUAAUGAGAUUUUAUUAGUUUUGACUUUGAUAAUUUGUCUAGUAGUUGUUAAGAAAGCAUAUAAAGUCAAUAACAUUCCUUUACGCAGUCAGAUAAUAGGUUGAGAAUCCAUUUAGUUUUUUAAUUCAAGUGGCCUCAUAGUACAAAUGGCUAUGUAAUAUAGUUCAGUUUGUCCCAUUUUACAGCAUUUCUCAACUAUUUUGAUACAUGGGAUGACCUCAUUACCUUUUUAAUUCUGCUGUGCUUUGCUUUUAACAUUCUGAGCUUGUCUAUUAUAUUGUAGCGGAAAUACUGUACUAGUCCAAAGACAAGAGCUUCUAUAGAAUGGCAACAGUCCAUGAAUAUGUGCUGCUCUAAACUACCAUUAAUACAUGGACAUGUGCUGCUACAGAAAGGACCAAUACUGUUAUAAAAAGUGGACCAAUACUGUUAAAGAUCGGCACCAGUCCGUAGAUCAUUACUGCUACAGACCAUUAACAAGUGCUGCUCUAAAUCAGCGGACAUGGAAAAUCUUACUAAUAUGUUUAGAUAUUUCUUUUCAGUUUGAUUUGCUCCACAAAGUUUAUUUGUAAUGAUUGAAAAUUGUUUUAAGAUACUUGUUAUUUAUUUAGUAAUUAUGUACUUUUCAUUUUAUAAACUCUAGUCAAAUAUUUUAUCUUUAACUAGAUCUUUUUGUCAUUCAAAAGAUAUAUGUUGUAAUGUUUUGAAAUGUUUGUUCUUUCUUUGUGGGCCCAUUUUAAAAUUACGGUAUUUUAUGGUAUACAUAAAUUUUGCAUUAAUAAGUAAUGUUUUAUUUUAUUUCUAUUUCUCUGGAACCUACUAAUGUCGAAUCCUUUUAGAUAUUAUUAGUAUUUUAUUACCAAAAUUUAUUUUAUUGCCACAAUGUAUUGUCAAAAUGGUCUACACUAGUGAUGGGAAUCAUUUGGAUAAAAUUUUAUGAUGGAUUAUCAGUAGGAACAAAUUGGUCAAUUAAAAAACAAUUAAAAUGAACAGUGUGAGUUGGGGUACCAAAUCUGCUACUUAAUUCAUCCAUGUAUCAUUAGUGCAUGAAACUAGAAGGGAAAGUAACUCUUAUCAUUGUACUCGAUCAUGAAACUUGUUUUCAAUGAACUGUCAACUGGUUCAAGCGAACAGUACUCAACAAAAUAAAUUAAACUUUAUUGCCCGCUUUUAUCCUUACUUGUGGGCAGGAAUUAGCUCAGUCGGUAGAGCGCUCGCCUGAGGUGCUUGCGUCAUAGGAUCAAAUCACCUCAGUGGACCCAUUCUCUGAUUGGAUGUUUUCCUGUCCCAACCAGUGCACAAAUGGUAUAU